UUCCGUAAAUACAUGAAUCUACAGCACAUCAAAAACAAAGGGUAAAAAGCGGAGAAAGAGAAAAAAAAAUCUGAAUCGUUGUCUCUGGUCAAAAAAAAAAAAAAACCCUAACGUUCACAGAUCUCUCGGAGAUGAAAGGUGGUGAAACCAAAGCUCAAGCGAAGGGCACUGAUGACAGAUUGAAGACGAGAGGUAAGAAAGCUGGAAAGAAAGCCGCCAAGGAUCCUAACAAGCCUAAGAGGCCUCCUAGUGCUUUCUUCGUCUUCCUGGAGGGAUUCCGUAAGGAGUUCAAUCUAGCUAACCCUGACAACAAAUCCGUCGGAGCUGUUGGUAAAGCUGCUGGAGCUAAAUGGAAAUCCAUGACUGAUGAAGACAAAGCUCCUUUCGUAGCCAAGGCAGAGACUAAAAAGAGUGAAUAUACCAAGACUAUGCAAAAAUACAACAUGAAAUUGGCUAAUGGAACUAGCACAGCUGGAGAUGAUGACUCUGACAAGUCCAAGUCUGAAGUCAACGAAGGCGCAAGUGAAGAGGAGGAAGAUGAUGAUUAGAAGAUGUAUCAUCGAUUUGUCUUAUGGAGUAUCUUCUGUUGUAUUGUUUUUAGCUGCUAGUUUUUAGGGAGAAGAACAGUUUCACUAUUGCUUUGUUUUCUUCCCCUUUUAUGUUAACUGGGAUUAUUCGUACUAUCUACUACAACUUGUUAUGCACAACUUUGGAUUUAGCUUGAUUUUCGUCUCUACCCUUUUAUGCGAUGGUAUCAUUUGUUUC
Raphanus sativus (radish) is the source of this 765-nucleotide messenger RNA. Its product is annotated as high mobility group B protein 4-like. The coding region runs from base 132 to 548 and encodes 138 amino acids. The transcript is spliced from 8 exons. Lineage: Eukaryota; Viridiplantae; Streptophyta; Magnoliopsida; Brassicales; Brassicaceae. The record is from RefSeq and is a predicted model, not a curated record.